AUGGCCUCGCCGAUGCCUGUUGGAGUUAAAACCGCCGUGUAUCAUUGUCCCAUCAACGCUAGUUCUGAUCCAACACCUGUAAAGCCGCCAUCACAGAAGACACAAUACAUCACUCAAGUGCCCAGAUCGCCUUCUAUCUCUCAGCGGCUCCGUCCCAGUGUUGUCUCGGAGAGCUAUUCUGGCGACUCUGUUCAAGAUUCUCUUGAGCAUCAUCACUCAGCGCCUGCUCAUCAGCCUAGUACUUUCCUCGAGUUCCUCAACCAGAGCGGUCCUGUCGAGAACAGCCAACCUCCGUAUACCUCGUGUGAGAAAGACCCUAUCGCUUCGCGUCCACAAUCUCAGGAUCAAGUCAUCGCACAAGGCUCUAAUCAAGGACUUUCAUCCAAGCAUUUACCCUUUGAAAAUCACACCAUUGAGGAGGACUCGGUCAAAGUCUCGCCAUCAGCACGCCUGCAAUCCCAAGGCGAUACCGUGGAUAUUUCAGACGAACCACAACGCCGAACUCCGUCACAAAAGGAGCCCGUUACAGAGUAUCCAAGUCAAGCACAUAUUCCUGUACAUACUGAGCCAGACGACGACGACGACGAAGACAUUCAAGACUGCAUCACAGUUCGCUCUCGCCCUGUCACCUCGCCUAUUGAGCUCAACUCACGACAGAGCACAAACGACGUUGCUACUGUCUCAUCUACUUCUCGUGAACCAGAAGACAUCUACAACGUGACUCCUCUCUAUCGUGUUGGGUUUUCGCAGCCGAACGUUUCUGCUACCACCGGCAUCACUACGCCCAGCAUGCCUCCAAAAGCCUCAAGUACCAAAGGUACUACGUCUGCGAGCCAAAGCCGAAAAGCUGCCAGUACAACUUCAAGGAAGACAUCGAAGCCUGCCCAGCCUCUUCCUGACAUUGUUAAUGAAGGCGAGACCUCAUCCACGGCUAUUCUUCAAAAGUUGAGAGCUGGGGGCACCAGUCAGGCAAACACAACGCGAGAAGCUUUAAAAGUCAUGCCUAAGAUUGUUUUCGGAACUGAGACUUCUCAAAAAUCUGCAGCGCGUCAAAUGCAAGCUCCUGCGAACAAGCCCGCUGCGAAACCUUCACUGCAACGUCAAAUUCGACCUUCAGUCCUGUCUACCAAACAGUCUUCCCGUGGGCCUGAGCUUCCUGAGGGUGGUGGCGAGUUUGAAUUUUCGCCCGAUCCGAUUGCGACUAAACGUCCUGCUGUUCCAUGGCAACCUGAGGAGGUCAAGGGCAAAUCGACCAAGAUCACGAAGUCAACAGCUGCAUCAUCGUCUCUGAGCAAGAAGAGCAGCAAGAUUCAACCAAAGAAAAAAGCUCCUAAGGCUUCAGAGAGUGAUGAAGACAAUGAUGAUGAGGAAUACAGCGCACCCAAGACGUACAAAUCGAGGACUACGAUUACUACACGAGCAAGCACACGAGCUCAAACGCAGACGGUCACCAAAAAGGAUGGACUCAACGUUUCUACUCGAAACAGUACAGCAAGCAAAGCUGAACGAAAGGAACAGCAGCCUGUGCCACGAAAGACGGCUUCGUCUCACAGCCGAGAGGAAAUUGAGGACUUCGAAGACAGCGUAACUCACAUCAACUCUGGUGGUGCUGCUAGCCCGCAGCCAGCAACUCUAUCUCCGCCGGCAAAGCCUCCUGUAAUCAAGCAGACCAAGUCUCGACGUGCGACCGAAAAAGCGACACAGCUUAUGAAUGAUGUGAUUUCCAGUCCUGAUCGUGCCACAACUCCAGCCGCUACCAAGGCACAGUCCAGUAAGAAAGUACCUGUUCCGCGAGCGUCCUCUAGUGCAGCGCAUAAGACUACCCCAGAGCAAGGUACCACACGGCGGAACCCUGUCUUCAUCGACGACGAUGGUUCUAGUGAUGAUGGCGAGAAUGCUCUGCACGACGAUUUCGAUGUCAGCUAUGGUGAGAUCAUCACUGAGGGGAUGGGACAAAAGCCACAAGACAAGCAGAAAAGUUCUCCGACCAAAAUCAAAGCUCAGUCUCGAGUCGCCGUCGCUCCUGAAUCGCCAAUCCAGCAGCCAUUGGACCAUGUGUCCGACACCCUCCCCAAUCCUAGCUUGGUGGCGCAAGAGCGUGCUCAGCGCAAGCCAAAUAUUGUAGAAUUCGAUGCCAAUGGACCUAGGAACCAGGGUUCAAGACGUCAGACGAAAUUUUUCGACCUGGACAUACACGAUCCACCAUUCGAAAAGGCUUCGUCUCCAGAUCUUGACCAGUUCGAUGUACAAGAACCAUCGCCCACAUUUUUCACGACGUCGGGCCCAGACACGCAGCCGAAAGGAGUGCUCGACCUCAAAGCCCCUGAAAGUCUCACUCACGAAGACGACCUUGUAUCAUUGCUCGCUACAACUUCCAGAGGUGUUGCCGCAUCGAAACCAAAGUCAAACGGUGAACAACUUCGACAAGCUGUAAUGGCCGUUGAGAUCUCUACACCCAGAGAAAUGAAAUCGACAGAAUCUGAAUUAUUGGCGAAAGCAGUCACAUUUGAUCACGAACCAACGAGCACCUCACGGACCAAACAUCCCACGAGCAACACAUCUCUCCAUGGCAAGCAUGGCAGUGUUGAACCUCAAGCUCACUCUGGGUUUUUGGUUGAAGAGUACUCUCAACAAGUAUCCAAGAAGCAUGGAGACUCUGAUGCAAAGCUGCACGGAGAUGCAGAUACGACCAAGUCUAUGAUGCGACUGGCCAGGGACAAGGCAACAUUAAAUCUUGAUUCUGCAAGAAAUCCUAUUCCUGUCGACUCGACACAAAGAAAGCACACUCAAGCCUUGUCUAAUCAGAGUGUUUCACAAAUGCAAACUCAAAUUGUGCAGCCACAACAUGUUGACAGAUCUGCAAAGACAAAUGGCAGUAAAGCAUCAAAGCCUUUAGUAGAGCACAAUCAGGAAGAUAUUACAGGAACAUGGUCGCAGUUCAGUCAUGCCACGCCGCUCGCAAUCGAUCGAAAGCGGCCGUCUAUGGAAGUGGCUGUGGAAGCUUCCAAGCGUCUAAAGCCAGGCUAUCUUGGUUCUCGCUUGAAAUUGACACAGCCAGCUGCAGUAAAAGACGCAGUCUCACGAAAGCUGUCUCAGGUCGAUGACAAUGGAUCUCCUAUGCCGUAUGGAGGAGAAGUCUCGCAGGAAACAGCACUCGCUCCUCGAACAAGACAGAACGCUAUCAUUACUGCCUCGACUCCGACCAAUCUUGCAGUGCACCAAGCUACGGAUGAAGCCUUCGCCCGGCCUACGACAUUGGCGCGCAACGAGAGUCCUAGACCGAAGAACCCCUUGAAAGAGAUGCGUGCGCUACAGGAAGACUCACCACCUCAGGUCUCGCAACCUAUCAUGCACACUGGCUUCGGCAGAGAUAAGCAGUUCACUACCGAAAUCCUACUGGCAUUCAAUCUGCACAAGGAUAAUCCAAAACAUGCAUCUCCAGUACCAUCUAGGAGCCCACCACGAAGAGCCGCACCUGCAAAGAAGCUAAUUGGUCUUAUGGAAGCAUUGCGCUCGGAAGCGAUUCAACAAGCAGAUGCAUCAGGAGCCAGAGAAGAUGACGAAAAAGAGGAUCCAGAACCUGAGGAGCCUAUGGAUGAAGAAGAUCCAGACAAGACGCUUGUGAACGAAGACUCGGAUGAUGGGGACAGUAGUGACGAUGAUGGGUCUGGAUCACGGAACUCUUCGGAUACAGAUGGCGAGAAUGUGGCAAAGAGUGCUCUGUCAAUGUGGAGAGAUGCGUUGGAGUCGCACCAGGGAGAUGUUUACGAUCAACUAGUGCGCAUAGCGCAUCGAUUGACGAACCAUCUGAAGGACCAUGAGACUGCCAUCAACGAGAUCAAGACAGACUACAGCCAAGACGGAACGAAACUCAUCCAACGUCUCGUGAAGGACAACGAAGCCAAGCUUGAGCAGUACUGUACCAAGCGAUCAAAGAUUCAAGGAGCUGUAGUUAUGGGAUGUGAGAAGGCAGGCAAUAGCCUCUACAAUGACAUGAAGGAUGUCAGGGCUAGCCGCGAAAGACUUGUCAAGACGUUGCAGAGACAAGUGGAUGCGUUGGGAAGGCUGGACCAGAUCAUGCAAACUUACCAGGCAUGA
Messenger RNA from Aureobasidium melanogenum CBS 110374, 4098 nucleotides. RefSeq lists its product as uncharacterized. The record is from RefSeq and is a predicted model, not a curated record. Bases 1 to 4098 code for a protein of 1365 amino acids. The transcript has 2 exons. Lineage: Eukaryota; Fungi; Ascomycota; Dothideomycetes; Dothideales; Saccotheciaceae.